ACCAGCUCUUGAUCAUCAUGUCUGAUGGAAACGUCUCCUCUGUGAAGAAUUUUGUAAUCGUGGGAUUUCCUGGGCUUCACUCUCGCUACUAUGGCUUGGUUUCAGCGCUCAUGUUCUUGGUGUACGUGUGCAUUUUGCUGGGGAACGGAACAUUUCUUCUGUUAUUCGCGCGAGAAAAGAGACUGAGAAAACCCAUGUAUUAUAUACUGAUAAAUCUGGCUGUGUGUGAUGUUCUGUUCAGCACCACGACUCUCCCCAAGAUCAUCUCCAGGUAUUGGUUCAGCGAUGGAUACGUCUCGUUCACAGGUUGCUUCGUUCAGAUGUAUUUCGUGCACUUGUUCGGUUUAGUUAAUGGGCUGAUAUUGGCGGUAAUGGCCUUUGAUAGAUAUGUGGCGGUUUGUAAUCCCCUCAGAUACGCUAAUAUUGUUAAAGACUCUACGAUCUUGAUGUUGUGUGUUGUUGCUUGGAUGAUUCCACAGUCGUGUGUGUUAAUGCUGGUCAUCAGGGCGUAUCCUCUUCCCUACUGUGCUGCUAACACCAUUAUCCAGUGCUACUGUGAUCAUGUGGCUAUCACAAAGCUAGCAUGCACUGAUAGAACACCCUAUGGGUUUCCCGGUUUUGUUUUCGCAAUGGUUUUAUUGAUAACCCCAUUAUCUUUUAUUUUAUUUUCUUAUACAUCCAUUAUUAUAGCAGUUCUUCGAAUCUCCACCAAUCAAGAGCGUCUGAAGGCUUUCUCAACCUGCAGCUCUCAGCUCAUCAUAAUCGCCCUCUACUUUUUACCCAGGUGUUUUAAUUAUAUGUACCCAUAUAUUGGUAUCAGCUUCAAUCCUGACAUACAGAUACUGAUUAUUAUGUUGUACAGCCACCUGCCACCCAUGAUCAACCCACUCAUCUACUGUUUAAGAGCGAAGGAAGUGAGAGAAGCUUUAUUCAAGAGUUUAGAGAAAUCAACAUUUCAUUUUAAGAGAAAAAUAAAUGCAGAUGUGUCGACUAUAUGCUGAUGAUUCAUGGAAAUGUAUGUAUGGAAUUAAAUAUAUAUCAAAUCAUGUAAGCUUAAAA
Astyanax mexicanus (Mexican tetra) is the source of this 1059-nucleotide messenger RNA. RefSeq names its product olfactory receptor 2AT4-like. Lineage: Eukaryota; Metazoa; Chordata; Actinopteri; Characiformes; Acestrorhamphidae. Gene Ontology annotation, cellular component: membrane. The coding region runs from base 18 to 1001 and encodes 327 amino acids. Gene Ontology annotation, biological process: G protein-coupled receptor signaling pathway. The transcript has a single exon. Gene Ontology annotation, molecular function: olfactory receptor activity; G protein-coupled receptor activity. The record is from RefSeq and is a predicted model, not a curated record.